AUGACGAGGAGUGGUAAAGCCACGGGACCUGACAAAUCGGACUCACCACCGAUCACUAAGAUGGUCCAAACUGACGCUUCAGACGAGGUGCACGCUAGGCGAGACCCAGCAAGUACAGCACAGUUCCAUGAGCCAGUUAAAGAUUUCACUCCUCCUAUCCCAUAUCCGAGCAGAUUGAAGAAGCAAAAGAACGAUGAACAACAUGGUAAGUUUUUAGAAAUGUUUAAACAAUUACACAUAAACAUAUCAUUUGUUGAGGCGUUGGCUCAAAUGCCUAAAUACGCAAGGUUCUUAAAAGACAUCCUCACAAACAAGCAGAAACUUGAAAGCAUGUCUUGUGUGUUGAUGAAUGAAAACUGUUCAGCCCUUCUCCAAAACCGUCUACCUGAAAAGAUGGGAGAUCCGGGCAGUUUCACUCUUCCCUGUCUCAUUGGCAGCAUGUCUGUCAGUCACGCAUUAGCUGAUUUAGGAGCUAGCAUAAACCUUAUGCCAUAUAAAGUUUUUGCUAAAUUAGAUCAGGGUGAACCUUCACCCACUAGAAUGAGCAUUCGACUUGCAGAUCGUUCAAUCAAGUAUCCGCGAGGAUUCGUUGAAAACAUGCUUGUUAAAAUUGAUAAAUUUGUUUUCCCCGUGGAUUUUGUUAUUUUAGACAUGGACAAAGAUUCGAAAGUGCCAUUAAUACUCGGACGCCCAUUCCUCAAUACUGCUAGGGAGGGCCACGAAGCUGAGCAGCCAGUUUACCAAAUCAGUGAAGAUGGUUCCCAAAGUCCAGAUCAAUUUGUGGAGAUUGACCGUGAAGUUGAAGAAAAGUCAAAACCCUCGGUUGAAGAUCCACCAUCUUUGGAGUUAAAAGAACUCCCACCGCAUCUCGAGUAUGCAUUUCUAGACAAGGAGUUUCACUUGCCAGUAAUCAUUUCAGCAUCUUUAGCAAAAGAGGAAAAGAGAUAG
Helianthus annuus (common sunflower) is the source of this 948-nucleotide messenger RNA. RefSeq lists its product as uncharacterized. The record is from RefSeq and is a predicted model, not a curated record. Bases 1 to 948 code for a protein of 315 amino acids. NCBI's taxonomy places the organism in Eukaryota, Viridiplantae, Streptophyta, Magnoliopsida, Asterales, Asteraceae. The transcript is spliced from 2 exons.